Molecule: messenger RNA, 899 nt
Organism: Symbiodinium sp. CCMP2456
Lineage: Eukaryota; Dinophyceae; Suessiales; Symbiodiniaceae
Source: the annotation of a GenBank genome assembly
AUGGGUUGGGAUCAGCACUUCACAUUGCCGAAGCAAUUGCCUGGUCAGUGCCGCGAUACCGACCAGCCGACCAAGGCGUUGGUGAACGACUUGAAGCAGCGAGGCAUGCUGGAAGAUACGCUGGUCGUCUGGGGUGGCGAGUUCGGCCGGACUUCGUACUGCCAAGGAACGCUCAACGCACAGACAUACGGCCGAGAUCAUCAUCCACGUUGUUUCUCACUUUGGAUGACAGGGGCCGGGAUCAAACGUGGUUUCACGUACGGCAAGACCGACGACGUUUGCUACAACGUGGUCGAAAACCCGAUGCACGUCCAUGACUUGCACGCGACGAUGCUCCACCUGCUGGGAAUCGACCACGAGAAAUUGACGUACCGCUUUCAGGGACGGUACUUCCGACUGACCGACGUGCAUGGCCAUGAAUUUGUUGUGGCAUCGAAGUCGGUCAAAACCGCGGAAUCGUCGAAUAUUUCUGGCGAGCAGGCGUUCGUGGGCGUGUUCGAUUUGUUCAAAAUCGGCAUCGGGCCUUCCAGUUCGCACAGCGUCGGACCGAUGCGCGCGGCCGAGAUGUUCCUGCAAUCGCUGGCCGAUUCAGACCAGAUCCGUGAUGUUCAGCGUGUGCAAGUCGACUUGUACGGUUCAUUAGCACUGACCGGUAUUGGGCACGCCACCGAUAUCGCCGUUCUGAUGGGGCUUCAAGGAGAAGUGCCGGAUCAGAUUGAACCGGAAACGGUCGCGGAAAAGCUGAAAGUCAUUCGCGAGCAGCAUCAACUUCUCUUCGCAGGCCAGCGGAAUAUUCCGUUUACCGAGAAAGAAGAUCUACUCUUUCAUCGCAAGACCUUCCAGGCAGGGCACCCCAACACGCUGAAGUUUUCGGCGUUUGCUUCGCCGGACGAUUCGCA